Thalassophryne amazonica is the source of this 1011-nucleotide messenger RNA. It is a transcript of the gene dcun1d2a, whose product is annotated as DCN1, defective in cullin neddylation 1, domain containing 2a. Gene Ontology annotation, biological process: positive regulation of ubiquitin-protein transferase activity; protein neddylation. Gene Ontology annotation, molecular function: ubiquitin conjugating enzyme binding; ubiquitin-like protein binding; cullin family protein binding. The transcript is spliced from 8 exons. The record is from RefSeq and is a predicted model, not a curated record. Gene Ontology annotation, cellular component: ubiquitin ligase complex. Bases 120 to 899 code for a protein of 259 amino acids. NCBI's taxonomy places the organism in Eukaryota, Metazoa, Chordata, Actinopteri, Batrachoidiformes, Batrachoididae.
GUGACACCGACACCGGGAAGAAAAAAAAAAAAAAAAAAACGACAGCUGUCUACUUCCGCGCAUGCGCAGAAUGCCAGCGACGGUUGAGCUACCAAACUGGUCAAACAGCGGCUGUGAAAAUGCAUAAGCUAAAGUCUUCACAGCGGGACAAGGUACGGCAGUUCAUGUCCUUCACACAAGCUGGAGAAAAGACAGCCGUGUACUGCCUGACGCAAAAUGACUGGAAACUAGAAGUUGCGACAGAUAACUACUUCCAGAAUCCAGAUCUCUACUCUAAGGAAUCUAUGAAAACAACAGUCGACAGGAAAAAACUGGAGCAGCUCUACAAUCGCUACAGAGAUCCCCAGGAUGAGAAUAAGAUCGGUAUUGACGGGAUCCAGCAGUUUUGUGAUGACCUCUCACUGGAUCCUGCCAGCAUCUCCGUCUUGGUUGUCGCCUGGAAAUUUCGUGCUGCCACUCAGUGCGAGUUCACCAAGAAGGAGUUUCUGGACGGAAUGACAGAACUGGGGUGUGACAGCCCAGAGAAACUAAAGGCCCUUUUGCCAAGAUUAGAGCAGGAGCUCAAAGACAGCGGCAAGUUCAAAGACUUUUACCAGUUCACCUUUAAUUUUGCUAAAAAUCCCGGACAGAAGGGUCUUGACUUGGAGAUGGCUGUAGCCUACUGGAAUCUGGUUCUGUCAGGGCGUUUUAAGUUCCUUGAUCUUUGGAAUAGAUUCUUAUUGGAGCACCAUAAACGAUCCAUCCCAAAGGACACAUGGAACUUAUUGUUGGAUUUUGGUAACAUGAUCGCCGAUGACAUGUCAAACUAUGAUGAAGAAGGCGCAUGGCCGGUGCUUAUAGAUGAUUUUGUGGAAUUUGCACGACCAAUCGUGAUGGGAUCAAAACGUAAAACUCUUUAAAUCAAACCCCAGCUAUGGAGAGCCCAAACAUUGUUUCUUUUACGGUGACUUCAUAGUUUUGUUUUUAAGACUUCUACAAAAAAAGGAAAAAGAUGAGUGAAACAACAACAAC